UCUCUUUUCGGUUUAUUCCGUUUUCUCUGUAGAAUUUUGGCUUGUCCGGGCUGCCGUCGCGCUCGACGCUUUGUGUUUAUACGCCUACGUUUACACACAGAAAGCCAUGUCGUCCGAAGCCUUAAAGAAGCGGAAGUCGAAGGUUCUCCGCGUUGAAGGAGGGACGCCGGAGACGAAGCGAGGCCGGGGGGAGGUGGACCAGGAUGUGCGUCUGUAUAACGAGGAGGGGGAGCUGGAGGGCAGAGACCCCGAGCAGGACUACCUGCAGUACAAAGAAUCAUGCGAGAGUUUGGCCACAAUCAUGAGUGAGAUCCAGGAGCUGAAAGCCAGUGGAGCCAAGGAAGGGAACGUGGAGGUGGAGCUGAAGCGCAUGCAGGGUUGCAUCCACUUCAUGAACCUGAAAAAACUCAACCGCCUGGCUCACAUGCGGCUGAAACGAGGACGGGACCAGACGCACGAGGCAAAGCAAAAGGUCGACGUGCUUCAUCUUCAGUUGCAGAACCUGCUCUAUGAAGUUAUGCAUCUUCAGAAGGAGAUCAGCAAGUGUCUGGAGUUCAAGUCCAAGCAUGAAGAAAUUGACUUGGUGAGCGAAGAGGAGUUUUACCAGGACGCCCCGCCGGAGAUCUCCAGGCCGAACCUGACGAGAAGCGAUCCCCACCAGCUCACUCUGGCGAGACUGGACUGGGAGCUCGAACAGAGGAAGAGGUUGGCAGAAAAAUACAAGGAGUCGCAGUCCACAAAGGAGAAAAUUCAGAAGAGCAUCGAGGUGAAGAAGGAGCAUCUGAGGAGCCUUCAGCCUGGACUGAACGCCAUCAUGCAGGCGUCUGUCCCAGUGCAGGACUACCUGUCCAUGCCGUUUGAAAAGACCCAGAAGCAGGUGGAGAUCGCCCGCCACCUUCCUCCACCGCUCUACGUACUGUUUGUUCAAGCAAACGCUUACGGCCAAGCCUGUGACAAGAAGCUGAAUGUGUCGAUCUGCGGAGACGUGGAUGAGGCCAGGGCUCUUUCCAAACCUCCUGACGACUCCCAGGAUGAUGAGAGUGAUUCAGACGCAGAAGAGGAGCAGGAGAAAACGAAGAGAAGGAGGCCGACCACAGGCGGACAGCUGGACGACAAAAGACGAGAGAUGCUCAAAAGGCACCCUCUGUCUCUCAGCUUGGAGCUUCAGUGUAAAGAUGGCAGCACUCUCCAUCUUUACUUCUUCUACCUGAUGAAUCUGAAUAUUUUGACCGUGAAGACCAAAGUCUCUACCUCCACAGACCUCAACACGGCUAUCAGCGCUGGAGAUCUCCUUAAAUCCGACACACUCCUCAGCUGCCUCUACACCCGAGACCAAGGGAGAGAAACUCCCAACCCAGCCAAUCGCUACCAGUUUGAUAAAGUUGGGAUUGUUACCUUUGCCGAUUAUGUGGAGGAGCUGGGGUAUCCCUACAUGUGGGUUCAGAAUCUGGGAGGACUUCAUUUUCCCGGUGAAACAUCAGAGGGCGUUCUGGUGGGCAGCUCCCUGAGCGCCAGCCACAUGGAGAGCACCAUGAAGCUGCUGAGGGGACGGGUCCAGUCCCGCUUGGCUCUGCACAAACAGUUUGCUUCUUUAGAGCACAGCAUCAUCCCGAUCUCCAGUGAGUGUCAGCACCUCUUUCCCGCCAAGAUCAUCUCCCGCCUGGCUCGCUGGACCACCAUCAGUCAGCAGGAGUACACGGAACUGCCGUAUACCCACCAUGUAACCGAGGCUGGACUGGCCACGGAGACGGACCUGUACUUUAUGGCAGUGGUUGAAAGGGGCACAGCUCGCCUCCACGCCGCUGUGGUCCUGAGUCCCCGCUACCCAGAGAUCUCUCCUCUGUUCUCCCUGUCGCUCAACUGGAAGGGCGAGUGCAGUGGACGCACCGACGACAACCUGAGGGCCAUGGAGAGUGAAGUGAAUGUGUUCAAACAUGAGCUACAGGGUCCGAAGCCGGGCCACCAGCUCCUGACCAAUCAGUUUGCACGUCUGUGCGUCUGCUUGGACGUGUAUUUGGAGACGGAAGGGCAAGAUGACAGCGUGGAGGGACCUCGCGAGUUCCCGCGAGAGAAGAUGUGUCUGCGCACUGUCAGGGGUCCAAACCGUCUGAAGCCGUUCAAGUACAACCAUCCUCAGGGCUUCUUCAGUCACCGUUAAACCUGCGGCCAUAUUUGUCCGCCUUAAUACUGUGUUUGUACCUCUUUGAAACACAAAAGUCCCGUUUUAUCUGUUUUUACAUUUUGAAAAUAAAAGAACUCCUUGUUGUCAUC
Fundulus heteroclitus (mummichog) is the source of this 2271-nucleotide messenger RNA. RefSeq names its product THO complex 5 (gene thoc5). Gene Ontology annotation, biological process: positive regulation of DNA-templated transcription, elongation; mRNA export from nucleus. Gene Ontology annotation, cellular component: THO complex part of transcription export complex. The transcript has 20 exons. Lineage: Eukaryota; Metazoa; Chordata; Actinopteri; Cyprinodontiformes; Fundulidae. Gene Ontology annotation, molecular function: mRNA binding. The record is from RefSeq and is a predicted model, not a curated record. The coding region runs from base 107 to 2158 and encodes 683 amino acids.